GCAUAUACAACAUGUCAGAAGAUGCCAAACUAAACAUUGCAUUCAUCCAUCCUGAUCUCGGCAUAGGUGGUGCUGAAAGGCUAGUUGUGGAUGCUGCUGUAGGCAUUCAAUCAAAAGGACACAAAGUGGCCAUGUACACAAGUCAUCAUGACCCAAAUCACUGCUUUGAAGAAACAAGGGAUGGCACACUCUCUGUUCAUGUGCAUGGGGAUUGGCUUCCACGUCAGUUUCUAGGUCGGUUUUACAUCUUAUUUGCUAUUCUGCGUCAACUCGUCCUGGUCGCAUGGAUUUUACAGCAUGAAAAAGACACGUAUGAUAUUAUCUUUGUCGAUCAAUUGAGUGCCUGUGUGCCUAUUUUGAAAUGGUUUUCUUCUGCAAGAGUUUUGUUUUAUUGUCAUUUCCCAGACAAGCUAUUGACCAAACGUGAUUCAGCACUGAAACAACUUUAUCGAGUGCCUAUUGACAAGUUGGAAGAAUGGUCCACGGGUAUGGCAGAUACCAUCACGGUCAACAGUCAAUUUACAGGUGGUAUGUUUAGACGUUCUUUUCCUCGUAUCUUGAAGAAACCCCGUGUGCUAUACCCUCCUAUUAAUUUCAAGGCCUAUGAUAAGCAAGUGGACCUUUCAGACCCUUCUGUUCAACUGAUUGAAUCACAUAAAAAGACGCUUGUGUCUAUCAAUCGAUUUGAAAAGAAAAAGAACGUAGAAUUAGGCCUAAAAGCAUUUGCCUUGCUCAAGAAAAACAAGCUGAUUUCUGAACAAGAGUUUAUGGAAUAUCGCCUUGUAUUGGCUGGUGGUUAUGACAGACGGGUUGCUGAAAAUGUAGAAUACCUUCAAGAAUUAGAUGCGAUGGCAAAAGAAUAUGGUCUAGAGACAUUUACCUUGUUUCCUCAUUCAGUAGAACGCCCUCCUAAUACAGCUCAAGUCAUAUUUCUCUGUUCGUUUAAUGAUGCCCAACGUACUUAUUUACUCAGUGAAUCUGUUUUGUUGUUGUACACACCUGCCAAUGAACAUUUUGGUAUUACACCUGUAGAAGGCAUGUAUGCUUCGUUACCUGUGAUUGCUGCCAAUAGUGGUGGUCCUCUUGAGACAGUCAAGGAUAAAGAAACAGGUCUCAUCUUGGCUCCUGAACCUGACAUAUGGGCCCAAGGGAUUUGUGCAUUUAUGACCCAUGAAUACGAUGGCCAAGUCAUGGGCCGUGUAGGUCGUGAGCACGUCAAAUCUAAGUUUUCUUUAGAAGCCUUUGCUGAUCAAUUAGAAGAUAUUUGUGAAGAACUUGCAAGUGGUGGUCGACCUAGUCGUUAUGAAUAUGACAAUAUAGAGUAUGCUAUGCGAUUCGUUGUCGCUAUUGGUUUGUUUAUUGUUUGGUACAACUAUUGUUAA
Molecule: messenger RNA, 1382 nt
Organism: Gilbertella persicaria
Lineage: Eukaryota; Fungi; Mucoromycota; Mucoromycetes; Mucorales; Choanephoraceae
Product: alpha-1,3/1,6-mannosyltransferase ALG2
Exons: 4
Coding region: 12-1382 (456 amino acids)
Molecular function (GO): alpha-1,3-mannosyltransferase activity; GDP-Man:Man(1)GlcNAc(2)-PP-Dol alpha-1,3-mannosyltransferase activity
Source: RefSeq, a predicted model, not a curated record